Messenger RNA from Poecilia reticulata (guppy), 2808 nucleotides. RefSeq names its product refilin A (gene rflna). Gene Ontology annotation, cellular component: actin filament bundle. The record is from RefSeq and is a predicted model, not a curated record. Gene Ontology annotation, molecular function: filamin binding. Gene Ontology annotation, biological process: negative regulation of chondrocyte development; negative regulation of bone mineralization involved in bone maturation; actin filament bundle organization. NCBI's taxonomy places the organism in Eukaryota, Metazoa, Chordata, Actinopteri, Cyprinodontiformes, Poeciliidae.
CCUCCUGAGAGCACACAGUCCGCAGAAACACUGAAUCAGUCCGGAGCGAAUGAGAGGAGCUCAUCCAGAUCGGUGCCAGACGCACGCUUGGAUUUUUUUUUUCCUAAGAGUUUGUUGUUGUUGUUUUUUUUUUAUGAAGAAAAGCGACAUUAAAAUUACGUCUCCUGGUUUAUUUUCCAAAAUUUGGAAUAUUCUUCUGGAUUAAACUCGAGUAUUCUCGACGCGCAGAAACCUUAUUCAGAAGUUAAAAGGGAUUAUUUCUUCUCAGCGCGCCAGUUUGGGGGAGAUUUUCACAAUAAAAGAAGAAGAAAAAGAGGAAACCUGCAGGUCGACUUUGUCUAGGAGCUUUUUCCAACUCUGCUGUCCCAGAAAUGGUGGGGCACCUACAUUUACAAGAGAUGGAUGAGAGCCUCAAAGGAAAGAACCGUGAAGGGCUGCUCGACAGUCCGGACUCGGGCUUGCCCCCCAGCCCCAGUCCGCCUUUCUGCUCGCUGUCUCCGGCUCUCAUCGAGUCGCGCUCCGGCGGCUGCGCGACGCCCGUCGACAGCAAUCAUGGAUGUUACAGAAAGGAGAGCAGAGAGGGCAAGCUGCUGCCCUACCUCCUGCUGAACUGUGCAGGAACAGACCCAAAGACUCGCAUGCACCCGGUGUUCUACGGAGAGAGCAUCGAGGUCAACACCAAACCGGAGCAGGAAAUCAAGUGCACGUCUGCGGUCAAGUACGACUCCGACAAGCACUACCGAGACCGGGUGGUGUGCGCCCCGGUUCCCAUGCCCACUUCCUUCAGCGAGACGGUGGUGGCGGUGCAGAACUGCACUUGGAGAAGCUACAAGUCGCAGGUGUACCUGGAGCCGCGGCAGAAGCCCGUCAGCUAUCAGAGCACCACCAUCAUCUACCCAAAACACGCCAAGAACACUUACCGCACCACCCUCAACUACAAUCCCACGGGCGCCCGCCGCUGGUUCGUGUCCACGGUGCAGCUGGAAUCCAGCGAGGACACGAGCCCCUGCGUCAUCUACACAGAGGACCUGUAGGGCUACAUGGCGCCAUCAAGGGGACUUCAUACUUUAUUUGAACUUUUACCUUUUUAAAAAAAACAACAAAAAAAACCCCAACAAAAAAUAGUGUGUUUUUCUCACGAUAAAGAAUUUGGACAAAUCCACACCGAAAGAGAAGUGCCUGGAGUUUUAAACCCCCGCUCUUAAUCUGGGAGUCAGAGUAUUUUUGAUUGUCUGCUGCGGCAGUCUUGAAUGGGGCCGUCGGUGCUCUGCAGCUGCCCUGCAGUGACUAAUGUCUUAUUUAACAAGAGAGCUAACAAGGGCCCGUGCUCCCCCUUCUGGUGGGACAGGAGCCUUGGUGACGGUAACCUUCAGAUUCCUGGUGUCUGUAUAUAGAGAAAAGGGAAGAAAAAAAAAAAUUAUCGACACGUGCUGUGGAUUUUUACCCAGUCACACCGAUGCAAAGUGUUCUGAAUAUGGCUCUAUUGCACUUGUUUUCUACAUGUCGCAGUUCCCUCAGAGGACCUGGCGUAGUGGUGGGGAAUUUCUGUGUUGCCUCUGAAAAGUGGACCAAAAAUAGUUUAUUUCCUUUGAUUAACUCCAUACGCUGGAGACCAAAAACUCCACAAGCGACUCCGAGCAGCAUCUCUUCUCGUCAGCCGAGGUUAGACUGAGGACAUGAGCACAGGGUGAUCUGAAAACCACGCCAGAUAAUCACCAACUCAGCUUACUAUUUUGAACUUGGUAGACAGGAUCCCAUCUUGUUGGCGCUGACGGGCUGCGAUGAAAACGGUGGUCACAGAAAUUAGGCCGACUUAGUUUUAUUUAUUAAAAUGUAGAAGCUAGAAUUACUUGGGACUGUGUGGCCGUAAGACUACAUUGUCUGAACUUAAAGGAAAAGUGGAGGAAAGGGCCAUUUAGGAAAGGUGAGCUUAUUUCACACAGGAAAUAAAAACUAAAGACAAGGGAGCAAAUUUAUUUAGUAUAAAUCCAGAACAGUUGGGCACAGAGGCUAGCAUCUAGUUUGAGAGGAGCUGAGACCAAAGCUAAUUUCUUCCAUUUUAAAACAAAUUCGACAACAGAUCAUAGCGGCCAAUGCAAAAGCUCAUUUAUAAACUAUUUAAAACAUGUCACGUUUGAAUCGGGCACUUAUUCACAUCAAUGGUUGUUCGGUCGGUGGAAGUGCAACACCAACAAGCUUCCUGUGGAAAACAGAUCUGAAUGGAACGCGGCUCAUCUUUAGUAAUAAUAACACUAAAUUUAAACUUAAACGCUAAUUUAGUGAUCUUGACUCUGCUUUAUUUUUGUGCCGUACAGUUACUCUGACCUGAACAUGCUCUCUGCUCAGCACAUGUUUCAUACAGGAAGAUCACUGGUAACGGACCGCCUCCAACGAGCCUCGUCACGUGAAGAACCACCCAACGCAGUCGGGACAAUGUUGCUGUUAGCUUCGGCCUUCAGGACCAACUAGCCUGAGAGUAUACUAAAUAAAGGCACCAAGAGAGUUAAAUACAUUUAAGACAAUCAUUUACAUAUAUGUAAAAACUCCCUGAUGUAAUAUGUAAAAUAAAUGUUGAGGUUUUUGAAACCAGAAAGAACUUAAUUGGAUGUUAAAACUAAUAUUAAUUGCAAAUCUUAUUUUAUAUUCCAUGAAAUUAUCGUGUGGAGAAAUUUCUGAUCCAGUGUGUAUAUGUAUUUUUUGUCUCCACAUCCAGUGUGUCCAAACAGAGCCAUGAAACCACAUGAGAUCACCCUAGUGAAGAAAUUAGGGGUUUCUCUGUUCCUCAUGUGUGUCUCAAAUCUAUAUAUA